GAGGAGGACACACACUUCAUUCACACGUUUUCCUCCCCCUGCCGUAUGAAUAGUGUGUCUGUGAGCAUGCGGCAUUCAGGGAGCGUUGAGCAGUAGUGCCUGCACUGCUUAGCUGCAUUCUCGCAAAAGAUCUGGGGCAAGAACGCAGCAGACCAUGCAUAAACACAGAGACUGAAGGAGAUAAUGGUGCCCAGCUACUCUUAGGAACUGAAGAGCUACAUCAGUCCAUGUUUUCACUCACACAGUCUCUGUCUUUGCUAACAGAGAGCAGUGAAACUUGUGUUUGCUUUACAUAAUAGGCUACAAUAGCUGUUUUCUAAAUUUGUCUCAACCAUUUUUUUCAAAAAUGGGGUGCUCCUCAUCCAGUUCACAGACUGUUGACCAAGAGAAAAGACCUGGGACAAAGCCAGAGGAGAGCAAUGGAGAUACAGUGGCCGUCAGAAAUGGUUUCAUCGCAGAAGAUGCACAAACCAUCGAGGAUCAGAUGCAGUUGCCAGUGCAGACUGCCUUACCAGAUGAUCUUCAACCGGGAGCUGAUGAUGAGGCGGAGGCCGUGUUAGUAGCCCUUGAGGCCCAGGAGGAUCUUGGAUCUGGGGAAGAUCUUCUGGCUGCUCCUGAGCCUCAGCCAGAACCUGUUGCGCCUGCAGAGCCAGCUUCAGAGGCAGCUGUUACAGCCGAAGACGUUACUGAACCUGAGGCUGCUGUGGAGGCGUUGCCCCCUGUGGAGGAAGCUACCCCUGUAGAAACUGUAGUAGCUGAGGCCGCUUCUGAGGUCAAAGCCCCUGUUGAGGCUACAGAGGAGGCCCCUGCUGUUGAAUCUGUUGUAGCUGUGCAGGCAGAGGCCCCUGCUGCUGUUGAGGAGGUGAAUCCUGAGCCAGCUGAGGCCUCUCCUGAAGUCGCCACCCCGGCUGUUGAACCUGUUGUAUCUGAGCCAGCAGUGAUUGUGGAAGAGGCUGCAGCUGUAGCGUCUGAGGCCCCUGCUGAAGUGGCUGCUUCUGUGGAGGCAGAAGCUCCAACUGACAAUGCUGCACCAGUGGCUGCCUCAACAGCACCAAGUGAGGCCUCAGUACCAGCAGCUGCACCAAUUGAGGCUGCAGCACCACCACCAAGUGAGGCUGCAGCACCAGUAGCAGCACCAAGUGAGGCUGCAGCACCAGUAGCAGCACCAAGUGAGGCUGCAGCACCAGCAAGUGAAGCUGCAGCACCAGCAAGUGAAGCUGCAGCACCAGCAAGUGAGGCUGUAGCACCAGUAGCAGCACCAAGUGAGUCUGCAGCACCGGCAAGUGAGGCUGCAGCACCAGUAGCAGCACCAAGUGAGGCUGCAGCACCAGUAGCAGCACCAAGUGAGGCUGCAGCACCAGUAGCAGCACCAAGUGAGGCUGCAGCACCAGCAGCACCAAGUGAGGCUGCAGCACCAGCAAGUGAGGCUGCAGCACCAGUAGCCGCACCAAGUGAGGCUGCAGCACCAGCAAGUGAGGCUGCAGCACCAGUAGCCGCACCAAGUGAGGCUGCAGCACCAGCAAACCAGCAGCACCAGCAGCACCAAGUGAGGCUGCAGCACCAGCAGCACCAGCAGCACCAGCAGCACCAGCAGCACCAAGUGAGGCUGCAGCACCAGCAAGUGAGGCUGCAGCACCAGUAG
Centropristis striata (black sea bass) is the source of this 1642-nucleotide messenger RNA. Its product is annotated as skin secretory protein xP2-like. The coding region runs from base 347 to 1642 and encodes 431 amino acids. The transcript is spliced from 3 exons. Lineage: Eukaryota; Metazoa; Chordata; Actinopteri; Perciformes; Serranidae. The record is from RefSeq and is a predicted model, not a curated record.